UAAUAGUAAGUUUCCUUGGAGCCUUGGAAGUCUCAGAAGUGAGUAGGAACAGCUACAAAGAGAGGAGGAGCUGAGGGAUUGCACCUUAUUUCCUGCCUCAAAGCAUGAUGGGAAAGUCCCAUAGCUAUCAGAUUUAUUCCCUCUAGUUCCACAAAGAAAGAAGUAUCACAGUGCAUAUGCUACAAAUCCAGCAAGUUGGCAAGGCUUUGAGGGCUAUGACUAUUACAGUGCCCAAACAAACACCUCUUCUGCAGCUGCCACAUAUAGCUAUGGUACUACUGCUGUCAGUGCCACUACCUGGGAUACCUCUAAAGCUACCAACUUGACAAUGAAUGCUGAUGUUGGCAACACUAUGCCAGUUGCAAGUUGCAGUACUGGAGCAGCGGGCACUGAGAACUCUGACUCCAUUAUAGCAAAAAUAAACCAGCGCCUGGAUAUGCUGUCAAAGGAAAGCAGAGGUGGCACUGGGGAAGGAAUGGAAAAUCAGGGAAGCUCUUUCAGAUUUGAGUCUUUUGAGUCUUAUGACUCUAGAGCCUCAGUGCCUGCCCAUGACCUUUACAGAACCAGCUAUGAUUAUAGUGAAGUUGGAUCUGGCAGAAAUGAUUCUUUUGGAAGCCACUAUGAUGUUGCUGGUAACCGCAGAGAUCAGCCCCGCAACAGAGGAAACAACUAUAGCUUUGGUAGAGGGCAAGCCCAAAGUCAAAGGCAUCUAAACGCUUUCAAUCGUGACCGCUUCAUGCCAUCAAGUACAGAACGGCUGUCUGCACAGUGGAAUCAGAUGAAUUUUAUGGGUGGCAGGAAUAUGGAAGGACCUGGACCAAAUAGGCUUCCAUCUCUCUUCUCCCAAGCACUUAUCCCUGAGUCCAGAGAUUGUGGUGAUUAUGGAGACUGCAGAAAUUAUGGCACCUGUAGCAAUUAUGAUUAUGGCAUGAUGGAAAUGCAGGACAUGGGAAGGUUUCCUGGGAACAUGCCCUACAGCUAUGGCAGAUCACGAAGUAGACCCCAGAGGAGAGGUUUCUGUGGUCGUCCAGGUGGGCAUUCAGAUAAUGAAGGCAACUUACGUAAGCGGAAACAGUUCCAAAGUGGAGAUGAACUUAAAAACAAACAGGCAAAGACAGAUAGUGAAGAUGAUGACUCUGAUAAUUAUGAUGGUGAAGGAGAUGACAGAUCAGGAGAUGAAGGAGAUAAAGCAUUUAUUGAUGGCUGCAAUGAUGAUGAUGAAGAGACCAAACAAAGAAAAGAGAAACAGAAGCGCCGGGAUCGAAUGAGGGACCGUGCUAUGGACAGAAUCCAGUUUGCUUGUUCUGUCUGUAAAUUCCGAAGCUUUGUUGAUGAAGAAAUUGAAAAGCACCUGCAGAGCAAAUUCCACAAAGAGGUGUUGCGAUACAUUGGAACAAAGUUGCCUGAUAAAACCGUCGAGUUCUUGCAGAAGUAUAUUAUGAACAGAAAUAAGAAAAUUGGGAAACGCCGUCAAGAGUUGACAGAGAAAGAUAGCAGCAAGCCAAAACCAGACCCUUUCAAGGGAAUUGGCCAGGAACACUUCUUUAAGAAGAUAGAAGCUGCUCACUGCAUGGCUUGCGAUAUGCUAAUCCCUGCACAACAUCAUCUUCUUCAGAGGCACCUUAGGUCUGUUGAUCACAACAGGAACCGUAGGAUGGCAGCUGAACAUUUCAAGAAAGCUAGUUUCCAUGUAGCUAAGAGUGUCCUGAAUAGCAAACACAUUGUGAAAAUGCUAGAAAUGUACCUCAAGGGUGAUGACCCAUUUAGAGAUGAAAACACUGACCAAGAUGCUGAUGAGUCUGAAGCCUUAGAGGGGCCUGAGGGUGAACGGGCUACAGAAGAUGCCACGGCAGAGGAAAAAGAACAUGCUGAAGAUGAAAUUGAGGCUACGGAAGACAGUGGAAGCGACAAACCAGGAAGCAACAAGAGAUGCUGUCACACUGUUGUUCUUUCUAAAGAUGAAUCUGCAGAGGAGCAGCAAGAGGGAGAAAAGAGAACAGAGACAGCAGAAACAACAGAAGAACCGUUUUUUCCUUCUCAAGGAAGUCCAGAAGAGAAACAAUGAGAAAGUCAGGGGAAGAAGCAAUAUGUUGAGAUAGGGAAGAACUCCAUGGAAACACCAAUGGCUGAAGACAAUGAUACCAAGAAGGAAACAGUUAUAGUAGCAAGCCUAGAGCUGCUGCAGUAAUGAUCAUGUGAAUGUUUCUGUGAAGGUGAUUUGUCCUGCUUAGUUGUAUAAUUUUUUCCCUGUCUUUUUUAUUUUAGCACAGUAUACAACUGUGAAGCGCUGGAUUGCUACCGGUUUUGUUCCUGUUUUGAAGAAUGGGAGUCUGUAUUAUUACAGAAGCAGUCCUGUGCUUUGCUAUUUUGUCAACUGGAAAUCAUUCCAAUCGUUUCAUUUUUUGAUUGAAAAACUCGGGAUGCUCUACAUUUCCUCAAGAAACACCUGAUAGUCAUCGUGCAUUUUAGAAUGGGCAGCGGUAUUUGAAAAUAAUUUUUAAUCAUUUAGUUCCUAUUAGAUUUUAAAUACAGAAGUAAUAUAGCUUCAUUUGGAAACAAAAUUGGUCUUCUUGUUAAUGGGGAAGUAGAUUAGUAAAUCAAUGUGUUUAUUCUUUUCUAUGAAAUUGUUUGCUCAUUCAAGUUCCUUCAGGAAAAACUUGCUGGCACUAGGGCUGUUAACUUCAUUUAUUGAAAUUGCAGUAUUGCAUGAAAAAUACCACCCCUAACAGAAUACUUUUUAAAUAAUAAAUUUACUGUAUGUCACACUUGGACCAUCGUUUAUACCAUGUGCUAUUUCAGAUAUUAUGUAUGGCAAAAUGUAGCUUGUAUAUUAUGCUCGUAAAGGAGAGCUUCGUAUGAAGGAGAAAAGUUAUGGUACUAUUGAAUCCCUUUCGCUUCUCAUACUUUUUAGUAAAAAUCACAGGAGUAUCAUUUGCAGAGGAGAUUGCAUUUCAUUGCCGUCUGCUUAUGACCAAAUGGUCUGUGAGCAAUAAAUAUAUAUGAUGAGAGGAGACUGUCACAUACUGCUCUGGGAGUUCUGAAGCAGCAAAAUAGAAACUGAUUUGUUAUGAUUGAUGCUUGUUGUAUAAAGUUUUAGAGUGGAAUGACACUCUGCCUUUGUCCCCAAUAAACACAAAGUACUUUGUCAGAUUUGAAAUAAACUUCUGAAAAUGAGAA
This is a messenger RNA of Heteronotia binoei (common prickly gecko), 3177 nucleotides long. RefSeq names its product A-kinase anchoring protein 8 (gene AKAP8). Gene Ontology annotation, cellular component: nucleus; nuclear matrix. The coding region runs from base 329 to 2065 and encodes 578 amino acids. Gene Ontology annotation, molecular function: DNA binding; protein kinase A regulatory subunit binding. Lineage: Eukaryota; Metazoa; Chordata; Lepidosauria; Squamata; Gekkonidae. The record is from RefSeq and is a predicted model, not a curated record. The transcript is spliced from 12 exons.